Molecule: messenger RNA, 1209 nt
Organism: Microdochium trichocladiopsis
Lineage: Eukaryota; Fungi; Ascomycota; Sordariomycetes; Xylariales; Microdochiaceae
Product: anticodon-binding protein
Exons: 3
Coding region: 260-1156 (298 amino acids)
Biological process (GO): rRNA processing
Cellular component (GO): nucleolus; Mpp10 complex; small-subunit processome
Molecular function (GO): snoRNA binding; rRNA primary transcript binding
Source: RefSeq, a predicted model, not a curated record
GGCGCAUGGCAUGUUUGGCGACGAACGCAACUUCAUCCACCAGGAACACACGUCUUCGCCCGACCCCCUCAGCCAAGUGUUGCGCCUAUUGAAGUUAGGGUCUUUUGAAUCCUGGACAAGCAUAACUUACGUCGCCUCACCGAUCCAGCUGUCGUCGAACACAUCCGCGUCAGCAUUUUCGGAUUGAUCACGGCCGAAGUCGAAGCCCCAACCACGAAAGACGUCAAGAGGAGCCGCCUCGCAGGCGUGUUGCGCAGCCAUGAUUCGCAAGCAAGCUCGCCAGAGGCGCGACUAUCUCUACCGGAAAGCCCUGCUCCUCCGCGAAGCCGAGAUCAGCGAAAAGCGAGCCAAGCUGCGAUCAUCGCUUGCGACCGGACGGCCACUAGAUCCUUCGAUUGCGAAUGACAAAGACUUGAGGAGGGACUACGCCUACGACGAGUCUCGCGCCGACCGCAGCGCCGCUGAAGAGCUUGACCUCGACGACGAGUAUUCACAACUUUCGGGCAUUGUGGACCCGCGUGUGCUCGUCACAACGUCGCGAGACCCUUCCACCCGGCUCGCGGCGUUCGCCAAAGAAAUUCGUCUUCUCUUGCCGACCGGCAUUCGGUUAAAUCGAGGCAACCUCAUCUUGCCGGAUCUCACGCGGUCAGCCCAAGCCAGUGGUCUCAGCGAUAUUGUGCUCCUCCACGAGCACAGAGGCACGCCCACUGCGCUCACAGUCUCUCACUUUCCUCAUGGCCCAACAGCGUCCUUUUCUUUGCACAACGUGGUGCUGCGGCACGAUAUCCCCAACUCGAUUCGAGGGACAGUCAGCGAGUCAUAUCCGCAUUUGAUCUUCGACGGAUUUACUUCUCGUUUGGGUCAAAGGGUUGUCAAGAUUCUGAAGCACAUGUUUCCGCCCCGUGACCCCCUGACAACCAAGAACAAGUUGGGCAGCCGUGUGGUCACCUUCAAGAACAUUGACGAUGCGAUAGAAGUACGGCACCACGUCUUUGUGCGGACCGGCUACGAUAGCGUCGAGCUGUCCGAGGUUGGACCCCGCAUGACAAUGAAACUUUUUGAGAUCCGGGGCGGCACGCUGGAGAACAAGGACGGAGAUGUAGAGUGGCACUUGACGCAAUACACCCGGACGGGCCGGAAGAAGGAUUAUCUGUAGAGGAUCAGUAUUACAGUUUCAUUCACAUAGCGAGAUACCGUGUUGAUUACUAA